GGGGCUCAUUGCUCCAGACUCCGUGGAAGCUCUCCCUGUCUUCUGUUCUCCUUCAUACUUUCCUGAAGGAGGGCAGACCUGUGCGGUUGGUGGUGGUUGUGCUGUGGGCUGCAGUGAGCAACAGACUCGGUAUUUUCUACUUUUUGGAUCUGAUCUUCCUUGGUAACUGCCAUGGAUCAGUUCAUCACAGCCUUCCUGAAGGGCGCUUCAGAAAAGAAUUUCCAACAGUUAGCCAUGGAGUUUCUGCCUCAGUACUCUGCACUAAUCAGUAAGUCAGGAGGCAUGCUCUCUCCAGAAACUCUGUCUGCUAUUCAUUAUGCCCUCCAGGAGGGAAGACUCUCUGAUGUCAUGAACCAGAUUCAGGAAGCAAUUAGUGCUGCAGAGAAUGCUGUCCUGGAGGUGGCUGUGAUCGGGGAGUCUGGGACUGGCAAGUCAAGUUUCAUAAAUGCCCUUCGAGGGCUGGGUCAUGAAGAAGCGGAAUCCGCUGAUGUCGGGACUGUGGAGACCACUAUGUAUAAAACCCCCUAUCAACAUCCAAAAUAUCCCAAUGUGAUCUUCUGGGACCUGCCUGGGACUGGGACUCCCAAUUUCCACACAGACACUUACCUAGACAGAGUGGGAUUUGCCAACUACGACUUCUUCAUCAUCAUUUCUUCUUCCCGCUUCAGUGUCAAUGAUGCUCUCUUGGCCCAGAAAAUUAAGGAUGCUGGGAAGAAGUUCUACUUUGUUAGGACCAAAGUGGACAGUGACUUAUAUAGCGAAGAGAGAACCAGACCCAGAACCUUCAGGAAGGAACAAGUCCUUCAGCGUAUUCGAGACUACUGCCUGUCUAAUCUCACAGAUAUUGGAGUGUCUGAACCACGCAUCUUCCUGAUCUCCAACUUUGAUCUGGAUGCUUUUGAUUUCCCAAAGCUGGAGGAGACUUUGCUGAAGGAGCUCCCUGGGCACAAGCGUCAUAUGUUUGCCCUGCUGUUGCCCAAUAUCUCUGAUGCCUCCAUUGAGCUAAAGAAGCAUUUUCUUCAGGAGAAGAUCUGUCUUGAGGCCCUGAAGUCAGGAGCUAUGAGCUUCAUCCCCUUUAUGCCCUUCAUCAGUGGCUUUGAUUUGCCUCAACAGGAGCAGUGCCUGAAGGAUUACCGAAGCUAUUUUGGCUUGGAUGAUAAGUCGAUUGAAGAGAUCGCUGAAAGGCUGGAGACACCCUUGGAAGACAUCAAGGGCCAACUCAAGUGCUUGGAUUUCUGGUCCUUUGUAAAGGAUGACAGCAUAAUAGCACGGGCCAGGAGCGCUGGUGAAGCUUUUUGUUCUGUGAAAGGAGGCCUCGGGUCUUCUGUCGUCCAGGCUUUGAAAGUCUACUACAUGCGCACACAGUUCCUUAAUGUGGUGGUCGAAGAUGCUAAACAUCUCCUCAGAAAGAUGGAAACAGUCAACAUUGCCUAGCCAACCAGGAAAUGAAUUUCAGGGCUCCCAUGUCCAAAUUGGCAAGGGGCUGGGUUGUCCUUCCACCAAACUCCCAGACCUGCUCUUCCCUAAGCUCUACAGUAGUGGCCCAUGGAGAGGUCCAUUGCUUUCCUUUAGAGAUCACUACCAUGAGUGAACUGUUUUCUUGUUUUUUUGUUUGUUUGUUUUGUUUUUUGCCCCAUGCCCUGUUUUCUGUGUUCGUUGAUUUAUUAUUCUUGAUAAUAGCCAGCAAUACCAUGCCAGCUGCUUCUCCAUGUUGAGAGAUAACCUAUUUCUGAUCCAUUUACACCAAUAAAAAAAACAGUCUGUAAUAACAAGGUGAGUCUUAGACAUCACCAUUUCCCAAUUCCUUUUAUCACUCAUUUUAUCCUUUCAACUCCCUCCUCACUGAAAUAAAGAAUGGUCUAUAAAUCUGUGAA
Messenger RNA from Rattus norvegicus (Norway rat), 1874 nucleotides. RefSeq names its product interferon gamma inducible protein 47 (gene Ifi47). The record is from RefSeq and is marked validated. Gene Ontology annotation, molecular function: GTP binding. The coding region runs from base 172 to 1434 and encodes 420 amino acids. The transcript is spliced from 2 exons. Lineage: Eukaryota; Metazoa; Chordata; Mammalia; Rodentia; Muridae. Gene Ontology annotation, cellular component: membrane.